AAUACUGAUGAGUAACCUAGUUAUGUUUGAGUAAAGUAUUGCUGUUUAUUCUGAUGGGAGUCAAAUCCUGCUAGCAUGUUUUGGGGAUUAGAGUUAGUGAUAGCUCAGAAUUGUUGCAAUGUACUCUCCUUGAAAUAUAUUUAUUUCUCACUGAUACAAUUAAAUUACAAAUACAGUGAGCCUCAGUGUUUAUACUUCUGCCUUAAAAACCUAUCUCAUCUGUCACUUUUGCCCAAGUAACCUUGUUGGACGAGUGCUUAAUCUGCCUGAAUGGUGACAAGGUGCUCCCAGGGUAGAAUUAUUCUUGUUUUCUAACUAUGGAGCAAGUAGGGAAAUUCCACUUGCCCCCUCUGUGUGCUGAAACAAUGUGGAAAGUAAUGUUUUGCUGAUACCCUCCCCCCCAAAAGCAAAGUACAUGCUAAAUCUUAAUUUUUAAUACUUUAAAUAAAUGCUUUCUUAUAUUAAAAAAAUUAUCUCUGGGCAUUUUUUCUCUGUUGGCAAUCUAUGGUUAAUAGAAAACAUACCUGGUAAAUAAUAGUUCUGUAUGACAUCUGAGGAAAAUGUACAUUUAAUGGUGAAUGAAAUCUUAUAUUAUGAGUUACUGUGAGAUAUAACAGUUGAUCUUACAGAUAUCAAAUUACAAUAUAUCCAUGCUGUGUUUACCAUGAUUUUACUGAGAGAACAACAGGAGCUGUCUUGAUUAUUGUCUGCAGGGUUAUUGCAGAAUCACAGCAACUGCCCCUUUAGUGGUGAGAUUAAACCUUUGGUUAUACACCAUCAAGCAUAUAAUAUUUUAAAUUUAUUUUAAGAGGCUUUUUCUUCAUGCCUGAAAGAUCUCCAAGCAAAUAAUUUAUAUUUAGUGUGUAUCAAAUGUUUUUAGUUUAAAUGCACAUAGGCUGCAAGCGCUGGAUAAGAGGAAAAAAAUCAAGGCAAUCUAUACACAUCAUCAUAUUAAGUUCUGACUAUUGGCUCGCAAAAAUAAUCUAAAACUAAUAUGUUUCAUUUAUGUUUAAAAUUCAGAGGCUGCAUUAAUUUUCAAUAAGGGAAAUAUUGAAGUGCCUACUGGUGCUGCUGUGGUUAAGGCAGGCAGAAUAUCUCCAGCAGUUUCUCAGGAGCUUUGCAGUGUCUGUGCCUGCUGGCUCCCAUGUGAAAUUCUGCAUGUGCAUUCUUCCACUCACAGACAGGGCUUUUCAGAAAUAAACUAUUGGCAGAAAGCUGCAAAAUUUGAACAGAUUUUUGAGCAUUUGGAAAAUUGUGACAAUUCUUUUCCUUUUAACAAGGGCUGAGGUUUGUGGAAUGGCCUGGGAGUGUUGGUGUUGGAAGGAGGAGUUGCUCCUGUGUUUGCUUUUAUGCAAACUCUGGCAAUGACCCCAUGAACUUGGGGGUUUUGGCCACAGAACCUCUAAUGAAAAAAAUAACUUACUGAUUUAUUUUAUAUAGAAAAACAGUUUUUGUAGCAUCCAUACAAUCUUUAUUUCAUAAAAAAAAUUUAAAAUUUAGUACUCUUAUUUAGAUCUUGAUUGUGCAAGAGCUGAGUGUUUUUGUUUCAACUGAAUAAUUUGCUCAUGUAAGACCUUUUAAGUAGUCAGUGACACAGAAGGAUGUUGAAUAGAAUUGGGUGAAUAACAAUAGGGUCUUAAAAUGCUCAGCUUCAGUAUAUUUCCAUUAAAUUAUUUUCUUUUCCAUUUUUCAGUGCACUUUUUGAAGUAUAUUUCUAAAGCCAUGAAUCCAGUAAUGGGUUGGGUGUGGGAUUAGUGGCUAGUCAUGCAUUUCCCCUUCCAGGGACAUGUUCAGAUCUGGAGUCCCAGUAUUCCUCCUCCCUGUUCCCUUUGGUUCUUCAUUGCUUGUUGUAGCACUGGCACACGCCAGUGCUUGUGAAAGCAUCAGCCAUACAUGAAGAGAGAGCUUCCUUCCUUAAGUAAUGCUAUUUGAGGCAAAUUAUUUAAAAUGAUCAAUUUAAAUUUCCUUUAUCUGCAGGGCCCAGUUCAGAAAGUGACCCCACUCUUAGGGAUGGCCAUGGUAGCGGUUUGCUCAGCAAAGGGCAGCUGUCCCAGUACAAAAAGCAGGAUGCUUUGCUUCUAUAGUAGCACAGCUUCUGUGGCAAGUGAUUUCUCCUGGCCCUGAUCAGAUUAUUCAGUAACACACAGCAAUCAGACCUUAGUGUCUUCUUUUCAGGUUAAUGAAGAAAUGUUGAGUGACUUUCAGCCAUGAAAUGAUGGAAAUGUUUAAUCCUGCUGUGAGGGGGGGAUUUUCAUGCCAGGCUCUUCCCACAGAGUCCUCUCCUGCACUUGAGACAUGUGCCAGGCCUUGUUCUUCAGUGGCUGCUUGGAGUCCAUUUCUCAAAUCCAGUUCUCCUGAGGCAAAGGCUGGGUUCUGUAAAUAGCAUUAAGUAAUUGAUUGUUAUUGUUGACACCAAGUUUCCAUUAUAUUCCUUCCUCCCCCAAAACAUCUCAGUGCAUUUUGCUAAGAUUCAUGAGUUUGUCCUUCUUCUUUGAAGGAAGUGAAUUAUGUUUUCACUCUUAUGUGGGCAAGGGACAGAAAGACUUGCCUAAAAUGUCUGGCAGAAAUCUGCUGUCAGAGCAAAGCAGCAGCAAGCAUCUUUUGUAAAUCAGUUCUGUGGAAUUUGGUUUUAAUGUCCAAGUGGCAUAAAAACCUAAAUUCUUUUUUCAGGAUGAGUUCAACAACUUAAAAUAGGUAUAAAGUAGGGUGGUUACACCAGAGUUCAGCUGUGAAGCAAAUGAGUCAAACAUAAGAGUAUCAGAUAAUUUUUCAAAAUGAAUGCUGAAAAAGAUUUCAUUCUGCUUAUGAAUCUAAGAAAAUCAAUAGUAAUAUUUUGAGAGUUGUGUUAUCAACUAUGACAUUCAUUUUUUCAGCACAUUUAUAGAUUGCUUUCCUGAAUCAUCCUCAGAAAACCUGUAAUUUGCAUCUUGGGUCAGCAUUGUUAAGUGUGCUGCUCUGUGCUUUCAGUUGCCUUUUAUUGCAGAAUUUACUACCAUAUAUAUGUUUAUUGUUUUGAAGUACAAGUAAACAAUAUCAUCAAGGCUGACAUUUAUAUGCCAGCUACUUCAUGGAGGAGCUGAUUUCUGACCAUCUUUAGAAUGGCAGGGGUCCAUUAAAAGACUUUUUUCAGACAAAUUUAAGUAUUUAAGAAUGCAUUUAGAAAAAAAGGCUUUUUUAGAGGGAGUGUAGUUGCUUUUGCACACAGUAAAAUCCCUGCAGCCACUGAAACACUGUUGCAAAGUCCUGUGGAAAGCCAGGUGUCUGCCUUGGGAAUGAAUUCCUUGUCCCAGUUCACCAAACCAUUUCUCUUGUGGGUAGCAACACGUAGCGUGAGCCUUAUUUACAGUUUAGGUAGAGAAGUAUCAGAAGGGAUGCUUGAAGAUGUGACAGAAUCCUGGUGGUUGAGCCAUCUUUCAGGAGUGUUGACUCUUGAUAGGAAUACAAAGUUAAUGGGAAAAUCAGAAUUAAUUAAAAUUUUGCUCAUUUAUGUCAGCUCAAACCGAGGUCAGUGUAUGAGCAGUGUAUUACAAAUGAUAAUUUGAAGAAUUUGCCUCUUAAAAAGCAUAAACUGGAUUUUCAGUUCUUUUUCUAAAUACUGGUGGUGUUAUAACUUGGGCUUGAACAUGGAGUGAGGUACUCCAAAUCCUAGUGAAAGAACUGCUUCUUUGCACCAUGAAAAAUUCUAAUUCUGAACAAGACAUGCACAAUCUAAAAUAAUCAUUUACCUAUCUUAAUACACAUUAUUAGAAAAUAAUCUAGCUAUUAUGUUUGUCAUCCCAUGUCUUUUAGAAAUGAGUUAUUAAUCUGUCAACUGUAUGUGUUAAACAGUUAAUUUUUCUGUAGUUUUGGUGUUUUUUGAUUUAGUAGCAGAAAACCAUUAACUCUUUAGCUGUGAAAUUGAACCAACUUGAAUUUGUCAACAGGAAGAAGGUGGAGAGUGAUUAUGAGGCUCUUCAGGAGCGACUGCAGACAUUGCCUGACAAGUUGUCCUACGAUGUCAUGGUACCUUUUGGUCCUCUUGCCUUCAUGCCAGGAAAGCUUGUCCACACCAAUGAGAUCACUGUUCUGCUGGGGGACAACUGGUUUUCCAAAUGCUCAGCAAAGCAGGCCAUUGAGCUGGUUGAGCACAGGAAAAAACGUAUGUAUGAAAGCACUGGAUGAUUUGCAAAAAGUCAUGAAGAAUUUUGAAUCACGAGCUGAAUUCACAGAAGAUUUGCAGAAAAUGAGUGAUGCUGCAGGUGAAUAUGUAGACAUAAGAGAAGAAAUUGAAGAUGAUAGCAUUGAAACAAAAGGAAAAUACCGAACUGCUCACAAACCUCAUUCAAAGCCAAAAGUAUCAAAUGUUUUUGAGGUAGAUUUUCCAGCAAAUGGAAAUGAUACAAAACCAAUGGGUCGUUUUCAGUCAGAGGAGGAGCUGUGGGCCCGUUUAGAAGAGCUCGAGAGACAAGAAGAGAUGCUUGGUGAACUUGACAGGAUGCCCGAUGCAGUUCAGGUGAAUGGAGAAGAUGCAACCUCUUCUGAAGACGAGAGGGAGGACAAGGACACAGAUGUGAAUGGGACCUGUAGGGCAGAGGACUGUAUUACUCAGGGCAACUUCCAUAAAGAAUUUGGGAAUUCAGACUUGUUUGUGCGCCACCUUAAUGGCUCCACUUAUCACAGUGAUGAUGAAGAUGACAGAGAUGUUGGACAUAACUCUGUUCCAACUAUUUAUUUCUCUCACACUGUGGAACCUAAAAGGGUAAGAAUAAACACAGGAAAAAAUACUACUUUGAAAUUCAGUGAGAAGAAAGAAGAGGCCAAGCGUAAAAAGAGGAACAGCAGUGGCAAUGGCCAUGCAGCUCCAGAGCUGCCCAUCAUCAAAACCCCAGCAGACAUUUACAGAUACUUUGUUGAUGUUGUGAAUGGAGAAUAUGUCCCUCGUAAAUCAAUCCUGAAGUCCCGGAGCAGAGAGAACAGUGUUUGCAGCGAUACCAGUGAGAACAGUGCUGCUGAGUUUGAUGACAGACGAGUUCAGAGGAGUGUUAGCUGUGAUGAAGCCACUCAGAGUGACAACAGUGAAGGCAUCCUCGAGGAAGAGGAGGGGGAGGAGAAGCAGCAGCUACCGAAAAAGCUUCCUCCCUCUUCAGGGACAACUGAGGCAUUUUCUGGAACUGUCAUAGAAAAGGAGCCUUUGUCUCCCUCCGCAAUGCCACACCCAGUGCUGGCUCACCCAGUGCUGCCCACCAUUCUGGAGCGCAAAUCCGAGGAGCUCUUGUCCGACGCCCCAGAAGAGCCUGUCAAGAGGAUUUCCAAAUUCAGAGCUGCCAGGAUGCAGCAGACUCAGUAGGUGCUGCUGAGCCCAAGCACGAGCGCUCUUGCCUGCCUUCACCUCUCUGGAGAUGGUAUAAAGGCUUCUCUGUAGCACCCAGCAUUACCAGAGUGUCCUGUGGUAAUUUGGCACCGUUAUCUCCUCAACGUUUGCUGGCAGCAUUAGGAAAACAAACAGUUCAGUGUUUGAACACUUGAGUAUUCAUCUUAUUUUGUCGGUUUCCCUGUGUGCUGUCAGCACCUUUGUAUAUGUUUGCCUUAUGAUAGCAGCACUUGGGUUCUUUUUUCAAAAACUGUUCCUUACAUACAUUGUUUUUGUGUUUAAAACUAAAUACAGGCAGUUUUGUGCCAGCUGUGAUGUUCUACAUACCAUAUGGACCAUUUUAAGGAAACUUUUCACAUUUCAAAUAGAUUCACCAAUUAUAUUACAUUACUUGCUUUAGCAUUUUAACACACACUUGUAUUCACAUUGCUGUAGGUUUUGCAACUAGGUGUCUGCUAAAAGUUUUUUUCCUUCUUUCAAACCUCUCUGAUAUCUCACUGUACAGGUCUAUAAAAUGCCAGGUUCAUGUACAUUGCAGGGAAGUUUCUUUGAUGGAAAAGGGUAUUUUGUAAAAUUAAAUUUUCAGUAAAAAAGCUGUGAAACUGGUGUGGUUUUUGUUGCUUUACUACUAAUUUGGAAGCUCCACAGAGAGGUUUUUAUUUUGAACUUGCAUUUCUAGCUUGAAGUGUUUACUACCACAUGGACAUAAAAGCAGUCCAUUCUCUUCUGCCAUUGUGUUUUAACCUCCUGCUAAUGAAUGUCCAUGGAAAUUGAAUGCUCUUAAGGAGAGAAGCAUAAACUCAGACUCUUGAUUACAAAAUCUCCUAGUUCUUUUGUGUACUCAGAAAACAUUGUAAUUGUCUUGGGAAUGCCCAGAGGGAGUCAGCACUAAGGAAAAAUGUCUUAAUGCUUCAGCUUUAUUUCAAAAUGCAACAGCACUGCAGCACUCAGGCUACAGUUUGGUGUAUCCUUGUCAACUGAGAGCAGUCCUGGCUUCAGGAUUCCCUGCCCAGCAGCUCCUUCCUUCCAAUCUUCUUGCCAUCCUCUCGUU
Messenger RNA from Melozone crissalis (California towhee), 6401 nucleotides. It is a transcript of the gene URI1, whose product is annotated as URI1 prefoldin like chaperone. Gene Ontology annotation, molecular function: chromatin binding; transcription corepressor activity; phosphatase inhibitor activity. The coding region runs from base 3944 to 5326 and encodes 460 amino acids. Gene Ontology annotation, biological process: negative regulation of transcription by RNA polymerase II; negative regulation of phosphatase activity. NCBI's taxonomy places the organism in Eukaryota, Metazoa, Chordata, Aves, Passeriformes, Passerellidae. The transcript is spliced from 9 exons. The record is from RefSeq and is a predicted model, not a curated record.